GUCUGACUGCCUACGACGAAACUCCACUAUUUUAUAUAUAUAUAUAUAUAUAUAUAUAUAUAUAUAGAGUCUAUAGACACACAUAAUCACACCAUUUGAUUCAUUAUUCCACUUAUCUAUUCCCCCAUUAGCUAGCUUCAGUCUUUCUGACAAUGGCGCACGAGGUAGUUCUACUGGAUUUCUGGCCAAGCAUGUUUGGAAUGAGGGUGAGGGUUGCGCUGGCUGAGAAGGGUAUCAAGUAUGAGUACAAGGAGGAGGACUUGAGGAACAAGAGCCCUCUGCUUCUGAAGAUGAACCCCAUUCACAAGAAGAUCCCAGUUCUCAUCCACAAUGGCAAACCAGUAUGUGAGUCUCUGUUCAUCGUUCAGUACAUUGACGAGGUGUGGAAAGACAAGAAUCCAUUUUUGCCCUCUGAUCCUUACCACAAAGCUCGUUCCAGAUUCUGGGCUGAUUUUAUUGAGCAGAAGGUGUAUGACACUGCAAGGAAGAUAUGGGCCACCAAAGGAGAGGAGCAAGAGGUAGCGAAGAAGGAAUUCAUUGAAACUUUCAAGAUAUUAGAGGGAGAGCUUGGUGAAAAGCCUUUCUUUGGGGGUGAAACAUUUGGCUUUGUUGACAUUGCUCUAAUCACUUUCUACAGUUGGUUUUAUACCUAUGAGACCUUCGGCAAUUUUAGCAUAGAGGCUGAGUGCCCCAAGAUUAUUGCAUGGGCUAAGAGGUGCAUGCAGAAGGAGAGUGUUGCGAAUUCUCUUCCUGACCAAAAGAAGAUUUAUGAGUUUACUGUUUGGAUGAAAAAAUAUUUUGGCAUGGACUAGGAUAGGUUUGGCCAAGUGCAAUAGUGGUAGCAAUAUUACCAUAGUUUUGGAAUUGUGUUGGUUUACAGUUUCCAGUAUUUGAAUUGGGGCUUGUGUCAUCAAUGUACGUGAACUGCUUGUUAGAGACACUUUGGUGUGACUACUACUGAACUUCAGAUUAAAAUGGCAUGCAUUGUAUCACAUUUAUGGUAAUAAAAUAAGACAAGACACUUUGAUGUGCCCGCUAAA
Messenger RNA from Quercus robur (English oak), 1040 nucleotides. Its product is annotated as probable glutathione S-transferase parC. Gene Ontology annotation, cellular component: cytoplasm. The record is from RefSeq and is a predicted model, not a curated record. The transcript is spliced from 2 exons. Gene Ontology annotation, biological process: glutathione metabolic process. Lineage: Eukaryota; Viridiplantae; Streptophyta; Magnoliopsida; Fagales; Fagaceae. Gene Ontology annotation, molecular function: glutathione transferase activity. The coding region runs from base 153 to 812 and encodes 219 amino acids.